Neopelma chrysocephalum (saffron-crested tyrant-manakin) is the source of this 1576-nucleotide messenger RNA. RefSeq names its product derlin 3 (gene DERL3). Gene Ontology annotation, cellular component: endoplasmic reticulum membrane; Hrd1p ubiquitin ligase ERAD-L complex. The record is from RefSeq and is a predicted model, not a curated record. The transcript has 7 exons. Gene Ontology annotation, molecular function: ubiquitin-specific protease binding; misfolded protein binding. Gene Ontology annotation, biological process: endoplasmic reticulum unfolded protein response. Lineage: Eukaryota; Metazoa; Chordata; Aves; Passeriformes; Pipridae. Bases 45 to 770 code for a protein of 241 amino acids.
GGGGCGUUAAAGGCGCCGCGUCCCCGCGCUGGAGCGGCGCGGCCAUGGCGUACCAGGGAUUCGCGCAGGAGUACCUGGGCAUGCCCGCCGUGACCCGCGCGUACACCACCGCCUGCGUGCUCACCACCGCCGCCGUGCAGCUGGAGUUCAUCACCCCCUUCCAGCUGUACUUCAACCCCGACCUCAUCUUCAGGAAGUUCCAGAUAUGGAGGCUGAUCACCAACUUCCUCUUUUUUGGGCCCCUGGGAUUCAGUUUCUUUUUCAACAUGAUAUUUCUGUACAGGUACUGCCGCAUGCUCGAAGAAGGCUCCUUCCGUGGAAGGACGGCUGACUUUGUCUUCAUGUUCCUCUUCGGAGGGUUUCUCAUGACACUAUUUGGACUCUUUGCCAGCCUGUUUUUCCUGGGCCAGGCUUUCACCAUCAUGCUGGUGUAUGUGUGGAGUCGCAGGAACCCUUAUAUCCGCAUGAACUUCUUUGGGCUUCUUAACUUCCAGGCCCCCUUCUUGCCCUGGGUCCUGAUGGGAUUCUCUCUGCUCCUGGGCAACUCCAUCAUCAUUGACUUGCUGGGGAUUGCAGUGGGUCACAUCUAUUAUUUCUUGGAAGAUGUUUUCCCCAACCAGCCUGGAGGAAAGAAGUUGCUGUUAACCCCUGGCUUUCUGAAGAUGGUAUUUGACACACCUGAAGAGGAUCCCAACUAUAACCCUCUGCCUGAGGAUCGUCCAGACCACCAACCCAGAGGCCAAGACCAGAACGAGCAGCAUCCACAGUAACACAGGGGACUUCUUCAUGUGGCCAGAUUCCUCUCUUCCGGCUGGACUGACGCUGUGGCCCAGAAAUCCCACUGGAAUAACACCAGUUGCCAUUCCGACGUGUAACGUGUCACUGUCUGUCUGGGUAACCCAUCCUCCCCUUGUACCGAGCGGAUCCACAGAGCUUUGCACGUGAGAACUGAUGAAUACUAAGAGGUGUUCUAGGGACAGGGACUGAAGCUGUGACAGCUCCUCAGUUACUCAGUGGGGAAUAAGUAUCAAAUGGGGUGUUAAACCAGUUACUCCUUCUCUUUCUGUUAAUGACUUGCUGUGUGCCAGGUCACUCUUGCCCUCUGUACAAAGACUAAUGCACCUGGCCCUCACUGUUGUGAGACCUCUUUGUGGGCUUUCAAUGAAGUAGUACUGUACCAUGGUAGAAUGCAGCUCAGCCUCUUCCUUUCCUUUACCCCACUCCUUUUUGGUGGUUGUUUCCAAAGAGUCUUUACAUUAAAGUCUUUAUUUUUCAGUUGUGUGUCCAUUUCUGCUGGGGGCAGAGGCAGCAAUCCAUCAGGAAUUUGCUCAAAACUGCCAGGUUGCUUGGGCUUUUCUUUUCUGGUGGGCAAUGCCAGGUUCAGUCUAGCUGGGAGAUGUCCUUCCCCUCUGCUGUCAGCUGGGCUGCAGAGGAUGACAAGGGGUGUGAGGGGUGUCUAAUGGGAGAAAGGGGUGCCUGGGAAAGGACAGGGGACUGAGCUGGACACUUCACCCAGGCAGUGACUGGAAGCAGCACUUGACACUGGUAAUAAAGACUCUCUGCACCUGCAGUGUAA